UAUCUCGGUAGGAACAAAACAGAUUCAUGUACUUUUUUCCUACUGAAGUUCUAAGGAAGACAGCUACCAAAGUCAAAGAUCAACAUGGAUGAAGAGUGGCCGCAUUACAACAAUAUUGUGCACAAUGAGUUUGACCUCUUCAAUACAAGCACACACAACCACAUAUUCCAGCACGACCAUGGUGAUGAUAUGGAUGGCCACCAUGGAGCCACUACCAUCAUGAGAAACACUGAUGAUGCCAACAAUGUUGCUGCAGACCAAGGCAACAACGAUGGACAGGACCAUAGUGUGCAGAGAAUGGACAAAAGGCGUGCCAAUUAUCACCGUCUGCGUGGUGAACAAAUCCAACAACUUGAAGCUGUGUUCCAAGACUGCCCUUGUCCAGAUGAGAAACUCCGGAAGAACCUUAGUGAGAGGCUUGGCAUGAGCACCAAGCAAGUCAAGUUCUGGUUCCAAAACAAAUGCACAUUUACCAAGGUCAAGAUGCAGCAGCGGGAGACACAAAAUCGUUUGGCAGAAAAUAAGAGGCUAAAAUCUGAACAUCAAGCCAUCAAAUUGGCUUUUCAAAACAAGACCUGCCUCAAAUGUAGUGGGGUGAUGGUACAAACUCAGGGUACCUCCGAGCGCCAUCUCCUAUACACCGAGAAUAUGAGGCUCAAGGAAGAACUCUUACAUGCCACUACAUAUCUUACAGAGGGUCUUCGCCGAAAUGGCAAGUGACUCCCAUGGGGCUGAACGUUAAGUCUGACGCAUGAACCCUAGUUUUACUUGGUUCCUCAUCUAGCAAAUAAUGCACCAUGUUGCGUGUGUAUGUACACAACUUGGCCGCUUGUUUAUCUAUUUUCGUAGGCUCUCAUGGUUGAUACAUGGGAUGGAACGAGAUAUGGCAGUCAUGGCAACAAUGUAGGGGUUGUAGGACGAGCAGCUUUGGCAUGGCAUUGUUGUUAAGCUCGGUCCAUAACCCGUCUUUAGGUCUUUGAGUUUGUAACAAAAGAGUUUAAGUAGAUGCCAAUAAAUGGUGAAAAACAUACAUAAAAGUUGAAGUUGAAUGUCAAACCAUAAAUUUUUGUGCAUGUGUGUGUUCUAACAUUGCGUUGUGUCAGUAUGUCAUUGAUGAGAUACCUUUGCCAUUGAUGUUCUUUGGCAACAUAAAGUGGUAUGCGAGCAUUGAUGAAAUUCAGGAGGCAUGGCUAGAACUGAACCACAAUCGCCGUCCACCUCGCACACUCCCCAUUGUGCAUACACCUGCAGAGUCAUACACGAAACAUGGUGAGGAGGAUCCGGAGCUACAAGUAGUGCAAUACUUGGUGAAGGAGUCCUUAGGCUCCUCUUGUGCUUGAUGCUCUCUCACACAAAUUAUGCCAAGUAGA
Hordeum vulgare subsp. vulgare (domesticated barley) is the source of this 1370-nucleotide messenger RNA. Its product is annotated as homeobox-leucine zipper protein ROC4-like. The transcript has 4 exons. Gene Ontology annotation, molecular function: DNA binding. The record is from RefSeq and is a predicted model, not a curated record. The coding region runs from base 85 to 720 and encodes 211 amino acids. NCBI's taxonomy places the organism in Eukaryota, Viridiplantae, Streptophyta, Magnoliopsida, Poales, Poaceae.